Molecule: messenger RNA, 2109 nt
Organism: Eufriesea mexicana
Lineage: Eukaryota; Metazoa; Arthropoda; Insecta; Hymenoptera; Apidae
Product: minus
Exons: 5
Coding region: 209-2002 (597 amino acids)
Source: RefSeq, a predicted model, not a curated record
GUAACUUUCGGUAAGAAUAUGAGAAAGAAAAAGCAGCCUUAAGGAUAAGACAUGCUGUCGUCAAAUUAUGACGUACGUGAUAGCGUUAUACAUAGUGAACCGUGUUACUGGUAUCGGGAAAUCAAAACAGAUGCAUCUGGCUGUUAGCCAAUAAAUUAUUGAGCGAGAAAUAAUUGAACGUCGAUUCACAAAAGACGUAAACAAUGCCAUGGAUUGCUGUUAUUCCAGCAGAGAUGGAAGUCCCACAACUGAGAAAGAACCUUCGAACGUCUCUAGUCCAGAGAUGUUUGAUAGUGAUGAAGAAGAUGAUAAAAAAUAUAAUGAACCACUAGCACAUGAAGUACCAAUAGUAGUUAGUCCUAAGAAACCUUCUCAAGCUGACUUAGUUGCAAAAUCUGAUAACAAUUUACUAGCCAAAAUUAACAAACUCCUAAGUGGUGUACCACCACCACCUAAACUUACAAUUUGUAGAACAGAUUGUUCAGAAUUACUGUUACGUAUUUAUGAGAAUCAACAUCUAUUUUGGACAUCAUGUGUAUUAUCAAAAAAAGACACACAACAAGAUGUAAAUAGCUUAUCCCCAGAACAACAGAAAGAAAAUAUUAGUACAAAUAAUUAUCAACGUACCAAAAGCACAUCUAGAAAUUUAAGUAAUGCUUUUGAUGCUUGUGAUCCACAAUAUCAAAGUAAUAUUAGUAGUAAUAAAAAUACAGUAGAUUUAAAUAACACUUGCAGUGAUAAUUUUAGAGUAAAGAAAGUAGUUCCUAACAAUGAAAAAGGCGUAGUCAAUGCUAAUGCAAGUGAAACAAAAUUGUUAAACCCUGAGCUGGUACAAGUAACUGCAAUUGAGAACAAAUUAAAACAAGAAUCUUUUAUUGCUGCACCAAAACAAUCAUUACUUUAUUAUACUGUUAAUGAGAAAAAAGCUGCCAGUUUGACAUGGUCCGAAGCAUAUCAUCACAAAUUUCAUGGAAUACAUUAUAACAGAAAUAAAGCAAUUGAAGAAUUUGAAAGCCUUACAUCAAAGUUAUGCGAGAGAUAUAUAGGUGCUGAAACUCAGUCUACGUGUACUGUAUGGUUUUCUAAACCAGCGCCAGGAAGUGCCAAAAAACGAAAUCUUUUAGCUAAACGUAAUAAUGGCCAAAGUCCGGGAAAGAGAUUAAGUCAUUUAACAAGAAGACGAAAAAUAUUCUCUAGCGCAAAUUUACAAGGAUUAGCACUCAACAAUAAAAAACUUUUAGUAUUAAAUAUUAAGAAACCCACAGUUAAAAAGGGUAAAAGCCCACGAGGUAAAAGCCCACGAGGUAAAAGUCCUCGAGGUAAAAGCCCGAGGAGAACUCCUAGGAGUUCAACAAAGAAAAAGGUGGCUCGUCGACUCAUUUUAGAUGGACCCAGUCCAUUAAAAUCCAAGAUUGAAACACCUAAACGCGCGCUCUUUCAAAGUCCACCGCCUGACCGAGCUGGUCCGAGCAAGUUGCUUACAAGUCGAUCGAAUCCGCAAAGUAUUAAACGCGCGUUAUUUACACAAAAUAUUAAGGAGAACAAUUCUGAAGGAAGUCAGAAGAUAGCUAUUGAAGAAUCAAAAAAGAGGAAAAGUGAAGAAGAAUUGGAAGGUCCAAGGUGUAAAUGGGCAAAAAGUUUAUCCUUUGACUGCUCUCAUGAAUUGCAUAACAAUACAAUGUCUUCUUGGGAUAGGCACUCAUCUAGUAAUAUAAUUGAAAAAAACAAACCAUCUUUGAAUGAAGGAAGAUGUGAGCUUAGUGACACUCAUAGAAAGAAAUUACUAUGGGCGGUAGCGGAGGCUUUACGAGAUAAAGGAAUAGGUAUGACUCAUCCACAAUUCAAGCAGUAUGCUACAAACUUGGCGCGAACUAUAAAAAAACUUAUGCCUGAUCUCGAGAAUAAGAAUAUUCCUCGUAAACCAGGAAGUACAAGUGAUCGUAUGUUAAAAUUAGCAAAAUAUCAUGUUUUGUUUGUAAUCGACGCGAGACCAACUGAUUGACAAUACUCAUUUAUAUAAUAAAAAAAAAACGAAAAACAAUUGACAUAACUUUGCGCGAAGUACAUUAUUUAUCAUAGAAAUAUCAGUGAUCAGAUAUUUAUACGUCG